GGUAAGGUGUUUUGCUGUGCGUAACCGACAGCCGUACUAUGUUGUGUUUGUGUUCUUAAUCUUCUUAUCUUGAGUAUAGUGUUCAUGUUGGUUUUCGAGUAAAUGAUUUCGAAAAAUUCCUUCUAAAAAUAACAGUACGGUGCAAGUGAAGUGAACAUCAAAAUAGUAAUAUUAAAUCCCUUAUAAUCAUAAACAUUUGUUCUAAAAUUAUAGUUCUGGAAUAACAUUUGUGUUGUAAGCGUAGACCUAAAUAAAUUAUUACUUUUCAGUAACUCAUAUUACUGAACCUAUAUUCAAACGUUUGCAUUGUAAUAAAAUCUUACAGUGCAAAGUAUGCUUAUCAAUGCUAUUGUUCAAGAAUAAGCUGUGAUUUACUUGCUUGAAAAUAACCCAAGUAGGCCUGGUCAUAUGCAAAAGAUCCUACACAGAUAUAUUAUAAAAAAAUGCCUACUGUACAAUUUGAAAGAGUGUUAAGUGUAAAUAGUGAAGAUAUUGCUUACCCUGCAGAAAACUUGUUAAAACCAGAUAAUAGCAAAAAGUGGAAAUGCAAAGCAGGUGAAAAACAGGCAUCAGUUAUUCUUCAGUUAAAAGAAGAGAUUGUUAUUGAAGGAAUAGACAUUGGAAAUGAAAAUUCUGCAUUUGUUGAAAUCCUUGUUGGAAAGUCCAGCUCACAAAAUAGUGAUUUUAAGGUUUUGCUGGUCACAUCAUCGUUAAUGACUUUGAAAGAAGCUAAAGAUGGAACAAAUACAAAUAGUGUUAGGUUUUUUAAAAAUACUGAUUUAUCAAAGCCAACUGCAAAUGAGAAAUGGGACCGAGUUAAAAUAGUUUGUACCCAACCGUUUAACAAACACGUACAAUAUGGUUUGGCAUUUGUUGUGGUACACUCUUCUGGUAGCAGUAGCAAUGAGAGUGGCAGCACACUUGGAAGAUUUGCCUUGAAAGAAGAUGACAAUGAACUACCAGUUGCAGUUGGCAGUUGGUUUGCCAAAAGAAAGGAUCCCCCUCCUCCUAUACCUCCAGGAGCUGCUGCUGCUAUUAGAGAUGCCUCAUCUCCUUCUGGUAUUGCCCAAGGGAAAAAUAAAAGGCCAGCUCCCAAAAUACCAAAGAAAGUUAUUGCAAAAAACGGAGUAUUAAAGGAAUCCAAAGCAGAAAAUUUGAAACAGAGUCCUAAAGUAACCCCACAAAAAUUAGACAAACCAGCAAAUAACCUCAACAUGAGUUUUGAAGAUGAUGACGAUUCACCAGCAGACGAUACAGAUGCAGAUUCUACCUACUCACCCAACAAAGAUACUGGUUCCGUGCUUUCAGAUGAUGAUGUUAUGUCAGCUGAAUCUGGUGAAGAAAAUGAGAAAAAGCAGAAGAGACCAAAGAGAAAUAAAACAGUUGAUGCUGAUAGAAACACAAAGAAUGGAAAAGUAUUGAAUGGCCAAACACCCAAACGAAAGAAUGAUAAUACUGAUGAAAACAAAAGAAAAGCCCUUAAGGUUGAUAAAGAAAGAAAGCCUUUCAGCAGGCUAUUGGAGGGUGUAAUUAUUGUGAUUAGUGGUUACCAGAACCCUCUGCGAGGAGAACUGCGGUCCAAGGCUGGUGCAAUGGGAGCCAAGUAUAAGGCAGAUUGGGAUAGGACAUGUACUCAUCUUAUAUGUGCUUUUGUGAAUACCCCUAAGUUCAACCAGGUUCGUGGAAGGGGAAAAAUAGUGAAAAAAGAGUGGAUUGAAGACUGCUAUAAUCGUCGAAGACGGUUACCAUGGCGCAGGUUUGCACUGGAUAGAAAUGAUGUUGGUACAUCAAGUGAAGAAGAAAUUUGGGAGGAAGAGUCAGUCCCAUCAACUAGCAGUGUGAGCACUACUAUAGCCAGUGGCAUACAUAGGCGAAGUGUUAGUUCCGGCUCAGAUACGGAAGAGGAAAUUGAGAGGGUUAGAGCUCGACAAACAGCAAACAAACCAGUUACACCAUCAGAUCACAAAGUGAAAGAAUCAAAGAAAACUGACAAUUCAGUACUGAACAAGAACUUAAACAAAACUGACCCAUUUGAAGAUGAUACAGAUGUUGAUAGUGGAUCGGAGAGUCAAACAGCCAAGCUCUCUCUGCCACAUUUGCCUGAAUUUUUUGAUAACAUUGUAUUCCACAUUGCUUGUGAUAUUGAUGACGAUGAAAGAAGAAAACUGAAGCGAUACAUCACUGCUUAUAAAGGGUAUGUUUUGGACGAAAUAGAUGGAAAUGUGGAGUACACAAUUACCAAGUUAUCGGACACUGCUGCCGAGCUGGCAGAAGAGUUUGGCAUCAGUGCUGUGACACCAGAGUGGGUGUGGGCAUGUAGUGAUGCAGAGAAACUUGUCCCAGUUUCAGACUAUCUGUUAUAGUGGACAUUACAUAAGCACUUCAGUGAUUGGUGAAUUUCAUUUAUUGAACUGAAUUUUAUAUUUUUGUAUAAAUAAUAACACCAUUGUUAAUAAAACAUUUUAUUGUA
Molecule: messenger RNA, 2470 nt
Organism: Homalodisca vitripennis (glassy-winged sharpshooter)
Lineage: Eukaryota; Metazoa; Arthropoda; Insecta; Hemiptera; Cicadellidae
Gene: XRCC1
Product: DNA repair protein XRCC1
Exons: 12
Coding region: 444-2363 (639 amino acids)
Biological process (GO): double-strand break repair via nonhomologous end joining; single strand break repair; base-excision repair
Cellular component (GO): nucleus
Molecular function (GO): damaged DNA binding
Source: RefSeq, a predicted model, not a curated record